Messenger RNA from Oncorhynchus tshawytscha (Chinook salmon), 3522 nucleotides. Its product is annotated as hydroxycarboxylic acid receptor 2-like. The transcript has a single exon. Gene Ontology annotation, molecular function: G protein-coupled receptor activity. Bases 599 to 1603 code for a protein of 334 amino acids. The record is from RefSeq and is a predicted model, not a curated record. Gene Ontology annotation, biological process: G protein-coupled receptor signaling pathway. NCBI's taxonomy places the organism in Eukaryota, Metazoa, Chordata, Actinopteri, Salmoniformes, Salmonidae. Gene Ontology annotation, cellular component: membrane.
UGUGGGCAAGGGGCAGGGUCAUCCACUCGUGCAUUUUACCAGUAAGUCUAUGGUCUAAUGAGUCUUCUCAAAUACAUCCUGUGGAUAGGCCAAGUACCCCCAGUGGUCCUAGUACCCUUGGUUGGGAACCACUGUCCUAAAACAAUGAUAAAAAAUACAUUGGUACAGAUCAAGGUCUGAGAGUACCUCACUUUGAAACAUCUUCAUUCGGAGUGUUUUCUAUUUCGUACCUACUGAACAUGACCCUGUUUGUGACCUUUAUUGUUGUUUUCUGGGAAACCUUUGAUGUCCCUUAUAUACCCAUGAGUAUAAUAUUUCCACCAGCAUAAUAGUUUUAUAAUGAAGCCAUAAUCCCUGGGCUGUUAGUGUACACACGCAGAGCCAUUUCCCUAUGGACAAAUAGCACCCCACAAGAGAGAACACACUACGUACACACACUCUCCAAGUUGUUGGCGCUGGAAGAUUGUUUGCAUGAGCACAAACAAUAAAAUCCCUGAUCCCAUGAGGUGCGUAGUACACCCUAUCUCCAGGUUGACUCUUCAGAGGGGAGCAAAGUUGCACACAGAUGCUCUCUAGUCCGUAGCGUAUCGUUUGACCCAUGGCGAACUUCACUACUAUGGACGACAACUGCUGCGCCUUCGAAUCUCCCAUUCUGGACCUGGUCCUGCCUCCUAUCCUGGUGCUGGAGUUCAUGUUUGGGCUGAUGGGGAACAUUGUGGCUCUGUGGAUGUUUAUCUUCCACAUGGACACCUGGAAGCCCAACUCUGUCUACCUCACACACCUUGCCGUGGCUGACUCCAUCGUCCUGUUCUGUCUGCCCUUCAGAGCCGACUACUACAGACGUGGCAAACACUGGAUCCAUGGUGAUGUCCUGUGCCGGCUUAUGCUGUUCCUGUUGGCGGCCAACCGUGCCGCUGGCAUCUUCUUCCUUACUGCUGUGGCUGUAGACCGUUACUUCAAGAUCGUUCACCCUAUGAACAAGAUCAACCGGAUGGGCCUGAACUAUGCUCUGUGGGUGUCUCUGGGCCUGUGGGGCCUGAUCAUCGCUGCAACCGGGUACCUGCUGGCCAAUGAACACUUCUUCUACCGCAACAACCGGACUCAGUGCGAGAGCUUCAACAUCUGCAUGGGCUUCAGCCCGCUGUCUACGUGGCACAACACCUUCUACGUAAUUCAAUUCUUCCUGCCAACCACCAUCGUCAUCUUCUGCACCGUCUGCAUAACCUGGCAGCUGAAGAGCAAGACGCUUGACACCAGAGGGAAGAUCAAGCGGGCGGUGCAGUUCGUCAUGGCCGUGGCACUCAUCUUCAUCAUUUGCUUCUUCCCCAGUACGGUGUCUCGUAUCGCUGUGUGGAUCCUCAAGGCCUGGUACAACGAAUGCCGGUAUUUCCAAGAGGCCAAUCUGGCAUUCUACACCUCUGUGUGUUUCACCUACUUCAACAGCGUGCUGAACCCCAUCGUAUACUACUUUUCCAGCCCGGCCUUCAACGGGACCUUCCUAAAGCUGUUCAACAGACUGCUAGGGAGGAAAGAGGAGGAGGAACAGUCAGCCUCGCCUGUGAAUGGGAUCUGCAGUCCGAACACAGUAUCAGGGAGGAUCUGAAGUGGUAGUUAGUCACUUCUAACCACUGAUCCAGGAUCUGCGCCUGGGCAUGUACUCGCAAAGUGUCUCAGAGUAAGUCUUAUUCAUUGUGGUCUAAAAUACAAAACUGAUCUUAGAUCAGCACUCAUACAUUGAGACCCUUUGUGAAUAUGGACCCAGAAGUAUCUGACUGUGUGGUUAUUUCUACUCCUAGUGCAGGGUUCCCCAACUGGUGGCCCAUAGGUGAAUUUAUUUGGCCCCCCAAGUUUUCUGAGCAAAACAAAUCUAUAUAGAUAUUUUAUUUUUUGGAGUUAUUGUUGUUGGACAUAAAAUAUUGUAAAAACACCAGCAAAAAUAAAUCAAGUGAUUUUAAUUCUGGAUAUCUGUUCCAAAGAAUUCCCACACAUUAAAGACAAAUACAAUAUGUAUGGGAUCAUAUGUAAAUGUAAGCCAGGUUUGAAAUGAUUGUUUUAUGUAUAAUUAUGUUCUGGCCCCCUGACCAUGCUCAAAAAUACAUCUGCCUGCAGCUCAAUCUAAUUGGUGUUCAUGUUCUAGUGGAAUAUUGUUGUCUGUCAGUGACCACGUUUACAUGUGCACAGUAUUCCAGACAGUAGCUCAUAUCCUGAUUAAGGUCUUGUUCGGGACAAGCUGUUUACAUGCACCUUUGAUAUCCCAGUCAGGAGUAUCCGUUUAAACAUGAAUAAACAUAAUAUUCCUAAUUUAAGUAUAUGGGUUAAAUGGAAUAGUAUCUGAAAUAUGGACACUGACUGUAAGCCUGUAACCUCUCACAUGCAGAGUAAUAUAAUAUUAUCUCCUGCAGAAAUAUGCAUAUCUUGCAGUGAAAUUAUAACUCAAAUGUACAUUUUCUCUAGGGAACAGAAGUGGAGAAAUAUUAUUUAUUUAUUUCAGCGUCUCUUGAGAAAAUGUUAAUGUGCUUGUAAUGUGUUAUCUUUGACACUGUUAUGCAAGCAGAUGGUAUUUCAACAAAAUAAAAUAUGCAGCCAAAACGAACUGAAGUCUUAUCAGAAACAUAUUUUGUAGUUUUUCUCAGCUUAUCAUUUCCUUAAAAACGGUCAAACUGAUGACAUUUGGACAUUUUGCACAGGACCAAUCUUACCACUUUUUAGGAGUUUUCUCCCUAGUCCCUAAACGAAACAGACAACUUUACCGGUGUUAACUAGAUUACUAAUGCUUUCAUUCUAUCGAUGUGAGACAUUAUUCUGGUGACCACUCCUUUAUUUAGUCUUCUGGGGCAAAACGUUAUGACAGAAGAGAAGCUGCAUGUAUCAAACUGUUGACAAUGUCCUACCAAAUGUCGAAAAUUAUAAGCAGAAACGUGUUUAAAUUAGGGGUGAAAGUAGCCAGUAGUAAAUGAUAGUAAAUUAAUUAUAGGCAAAAUUAUUACGUAAUUAUCGUGGCUCGAACUGCGCACGUAGUCUACAUUUUGAAGUGAUUUGUUUGACAAUCAGAUGAAAACAUCAUCACACAACACCCCAUGAUAUGGGAAACUGAGCCUGCGAAGGCGGCAAAAAUAACAGUAAACGGGAUAAAAUGUUUGCGUGUCACAGUAUCCCAUCUUAGAUCAGCAUAUCCCAGGCAUGCAUCAACUCAAAAACAGAAUACUUGAGUAUCCCGAAUAAUAAAGGGUUAUUGGUGUGCAUGUAAACAUGGUCAGUGACGAAUCUCGAACCAGACGUGAAGGAGGCUAAGGAGGUGGAUAGGCGUGUGCAGAGAAGAAUGCCUAUUUUAACAUGAAAGAAAAUCAAUUUUGUUGCUGUAUAUUGGUUGCUGUAUAUAGCCAACAACCAAAUGUUAUGUUGAUGUUCGAUAGCUGAGAGUACAAAUAAAUAGGUUUGAACAAUUAACAAUUUGCAUGCUGUAUAACACGGCAAUCAUUCAUGUAGUAUUUCAUAUUUACAAUAUUCUGUCUUUGAAUCGUU